CUCAGGUAACAGGUGGCAGCUUCCCUGCUGGAUUCUAGGUAUAAAAAAGAAUGACCUCAUAGGGGUGGAGCUCUGGGACUCCGUACAGGUGGCAGUCACAGCCAGGUAACCCUGGAGUGAAGCCGUUUAGUAAGAAGGGGGCAGUUAAACUCGUUACUCUGGUGGCUUCAACUCUGACUCCAAGACACUGCAACAAACAGCCAUUGCCUACAAGUCUCCAGACUUGUCUUUGCCUCAGAUGGAGCCCAAAGAAGCCACUGGGAAAGAGAACAUGGGCACCAAGAAGAAGAAUCUGACCUUCUUAAGGCCCAGGCUCUAUAUGCUGGAGAGAAGGAAGACUGACACAGUGGUUGACAGCAGUGUUUCUGGGGACCACUCUGGUACCUUGAGGAGGAGCCAGUCUGACAGGACCGAAUACAACCAGAAACUUCAAGAAAAGAUGACUCCCCAGGCCGGGGCUUCUGCCACUGAGACCCUAACUCAGGAGGAGCACCAGGUGCAGAGAAUGAUGGCAAAGCGUUCGAAAAUCAUUAAGGAGCUGAUACAGACGGAAAAAGACUACCUCAAUGAUCUCGAGUUGUGCAUUAGGGAAGUGGUUCAGCCCUUGAGAAAUAAACAGAUUGAUCGGCUGGACGUGGAUAGCUUGUUUAGCAACAUUGAAUCAGUGCAUCAAAUAUCAGCCAAACUGCUGUCAUUGCUGGAAGAGGCCACAACAGACGUGGAACCAGCCAUGCAAGUAAUCGGAGAAGUAUUCUUGCGGAUUAAAGGACCACUGGAAGAGAUUUAUAAAAUCUACUGCUACCACCAUGAUGAGGCGCACAGCAUACUGGAAUCCUAUGAAAAGGAAGAAGAGCUGAAGCAACAUUUGAGCCACUGUAUCCAGUCCUUAAAGAACAUAUACAUGCAAGAAGGCAAACCAAACUUACUGGACAUGGGCUCUUUGAUGAUCAAACCAAUCCAGCGUGUAAUGAAAUACCCCCUCUUGCUGUGUGAACUUCGAGGCUCCACUCCUCCCUCCCACCCAGACUUCAGGGCACUGGGAGAUGCCUUCACUGCAGUGAAAGACAUUAAUGUGAACAUCAAUGAACUUAAAAGACGGAAAGAUUUAGUUCUAAAAUACAAGAGGAAUGAUGAGGAAGAAUCACUUAAAGAUAAAUUGUCUAAACUAAACAUUCAUUCAAUUAGCAAGAAAUCAAAAAGAGUGACAAAUCACCUAAAGAUUCUGACCAGAGGAGAGCCACAGGUGAAAGACAAUACCUUCAAUAGAGAAGAAAAGCUGUUCAGAUCUUUAGAAAAGACGGUGAGGCACUGUAUGAAGAACAUUACACUCUGUCAUCAACACAUCCAGGAUGCUUUGCCCUUAGCGCUGCAGAGUGUGAUGGCGCUCCAGGAGAUCUCAUGCAACAAAGAUAAGGAGGAGAGGAGCCAUUCGGAGACCCCAAGUAAUGCCCCCAAUCCCUGCAGUGACUUUGCAGCCCAUUUACAGAGGCUUGUCCUGAUGCCCCUGUCGGCCCUGCUGUCCUUAUUCACGGGGCCGCAGAAGCUCAUCCAGAAACGCUAUGACAAACUGCUGGACUGCAACAGCUCCCUGCCACGGGUAGCCGGAGAUGAGACAGACUUGGCCAAAAAAGAGUAUGAGGCCCUCAAUGCCCAGCUCGUGGAGGAGCUCCAGGUGUUCAACCAGGCUGCUCGAAAGAUCCUGUGGAACUGUCUGUGCAGUUUCAUGGCUCUCCUCAGAGACCUGACCCUCGCGGCUCAGCAGGUUUAUUCCACCGUGGCGCCGGUACCACAGUUGGACUCAAGAAUCUCUGAAAUUCAGAAUCAAGUACUAGAAGAGGUUCAAAAUCUUAAUUUUGUGAAGGACAACAGUGCCACUUUUAUUGAGAGGAAACUUAGUUUUGAAAAGAAGAAGUCUGUGCAAAUUCUGCCAGAAGUGCCCCGUCAAACUGACAUUCACCGCUCCAAACUACUAUCCACAUAUGGUAAAGAAGAACUCUACCAAGCGAAACGCAAGUGUAACGCUACCCAAGAAUAUGACAUCAAUCUUCUGGAAGGGGAGUUGGUGGCUGUGGUGGAACAGAAGGAUCCGCUGGGGAGUACAAGCAGGUGGCUUGUUGAUACAGGAAUUAUAAAAGGAUAUGUGUAUUCCUCCUUCCUAAAACCCUACAAUCCAGCGAAAGUACAGAAGGUGGACACUGAGAACAGGUUUGGUGAUGACGAUUUUGAUAACAUCAGCCUCUUCGUGUCCUCACGGCCAGCUACUGACAGUGUCACAGGCACCCCGGAAAGUAGCAUAAGUGAUAGCAGCUCAUCUCUUAGUGGCACAUGUGGGAAGUUUGAAACAAACGGCACGGAUGUUGACGGUUCUCAGGAGGUAGAUGAACAGAUUUUCUAUGCAGUUCAUGCCUUUCAAGCACGAAGUGACCAUGAACUCAGUCUUCAGGAAUAUCAAAGAGUACAUAUCCUUAGAUUUUGUGACCUAAGUGGCAAUAAAGAGUGGUGGUUAGCUGAAGCUCAGGGGCAGAAAGGAUAUGUGCCAGCUAACUACCUUGGGAAGAUGACUUAUGCUUAAGAAAAGAAGCCUCAAAUUAUGGACCACCUCAUAAAACUUACAUUACAAAAUGUUGGUCUAGAAGUUAAGAAACCACCCAACUACAUGAACUGAUCCUGUAUCAAGUUUUAAGGAAGACUGUGCUUCCUAACAAGAUUAUUUCAAAAUGUAUGUUGAAGAAUACAUAUUGAAGGAAACACUUAACAAUCACAAACAGCAGAACAAAUAACUCAAGCUCAAGAAACAGACCGCUCAAGCUCCAAGUAUCAACUACGUAAAAGUGGAGAUCUUUGAAAAGUAUCACUUUCGGCAGCAUCUGCAAUGUCUCCACCGAAACUGGAUAUUCACAAUGCUUAGCCCUAGAUCCCACUUCUCACCCUACACGCCCAUCUUAGAAAAAGUCCGAAGUUGAUCAUCUGCAUGUGCACACUCAAGAUAAAGGAAACUGAACCUAUUCACACUGAAUGCACUGUUAGGGUUGCCAUCUCAUAACGGCUCUAGAAAGCUUUGCCCUGUCUUUGGACGCUCUUGCGACCCCUUCUAACAAAAAUCCUUUCAAAGAUGCUGCGCAUUUCCAUCCUCUCCGGAAUUCUUCUUGGCCCUGGGUUACACCGAAAUCUUAGGGACUCGUCUGGAAACGCAGAGCAAGCAGAAGACUAAGAUUCCAGUCAACCAAGGGACAGAGAAGCUGAAAAGGGGCAGCAGACGCUCAGAAAAGGAAUUCCGAUCCUUUGAUCAAAACAUGACCCCGAAGGCCUAGCACGGGGUAAGGUCUCUAAGGAGGGACCCCGAGAGAAGGUAAGAGGCGGAAAGAGGGAGCUGCAUGGACACGUCGCCAAAACCUUCCGAGAAGGGUCCGGGACAGACUUCCAGGAGCCUAGUCCCUGGGGCCGCGCCUCAGCCGACGAGCCCUAGCCAGAAACACCCUACGAGGAAGCACAACCCUCGCUGAAGGGAGAGAGCGGUCAGCCUGGGGCGCGCGACCCCCCGCAAAUUACAAGGUUUUCCCAUGAGGAGCGAGGAAACUCAGACCCCACGCAACUACUCUCCCACCUCGCCUCGCGGAGGUCUCGAGCCUCCCAGAGGCGGCUGGGAGCCGGCUAGCUCGUCACAACUCACCGCUCCGCCCCGCAGCUUCGUCCGUUCCCGGAGGCCCCUUCCGAACCGCUCCCGGAACUAGCCCUCUCCGAGGACGAGGAAACAAAGGUUCCUGCAGCGGCGCGAAGAGGGGAACUUUUUGGUUGUGCCACGGUGGGAAGUGACGUAACCGCCAGUUUCCGGUCCGCCGGAUUAUGAAUGACGGCCGACGCCGCUGUUUCCAAGAGACCGUGCCUUGGUGUUUCUUUCCCGGCCUUUCUGGCAGCCAGAGGUCGGUGGGCGAAGACUCGCAGAAGCUGCCUCGGAAACCUGGCUCGAGCGGGGUGGGUAGGCGCGGGCGGCUUGUGUCGCUGACACGCUCGUGCACCCUCCCUGCCUGGCCGCGCCUCUGCGACCAGGUAAAGAGGGCGCUCGGGCCGCCGGCUCCGCCGUCCCCCGACCCCCCUGAGUACUCCUUGCCUCCGGAGGAGACUGGCUGACGCUGCGGGGUGGGGAGGAGCGGGGCGGGAAGGGCAAGCGCCUGGAAUUAGUGGCCCGACCGAUCUCCGGUUUGGGGGCCCCUCAGUCUCUUCAGACAGUCACAGCUAAUGAGAGAACGGGUGGAGGGCUCCGGGCGCUUUCUCAGGGUUCCCCCGGCCAGUCCCCGUGGCUUCCUCUGCUCAUGGAGUGGAGCAGCUUCUCGUUAAAAUCUGUCUGUGGGGUCGUUUCCCGUUUGCUGCUAAGUGUAGUUUUAAGACCUUCUGGCACGCUUGAACUUUUUUUCUUUGGCACUUAGUUUUUCAUUCCACGCUUUCCUGGUUGGAGAAAGCACUUUGUAUGCACUUGUAUGCACAUGAACAGUUGCUCCAAAGGACUUGCUUUGUUUGGGGCCAUUCGUUUCUAUCGAAGCAGUGUUUCAGGUCGGUUUUAAACUUCUGUGUAGAAAGUUUGAGUUUAACUUGCAUGAAAAUUGCUUUGGCUUCUGAAACAUUUACUGACACCCGUACCUCCCGUCCCAGCUCGACCUGGUUUGGGAUUAGGUGGCUUGUUUUUUUCCCGAGAUCCCAUUUCUUGUCACAAAUUCUUGAAUAUCAAGGAAAUGCCAGCAUUUGCUCAUCUAUCUUGUGUUAAAUUAUUGAUUUAAUAGACUGCUGCUUUUUCCAAGUUUAUCUGUAGAAAAAGUAUUAGAGAAAAUGAAAAAGCUGGCCAGGAUUAGUGGUGUGGCAAUUGUAAACAUAGUCAUUUAAAUAUUGUGAAAAUAAAUUUUUUGUUAUAAAUGCAACUGAAUGAUUUGCUGUCAUAUUUAAUAAAUCAAACUUUAAGCUA
Molecule: messenger RNA, 4954 nt
Organism: Mustela erminea (ermine)
Lineage: Eukaryota; Metazoa; Chordata; Mammalia; Carnivora; Mustelidae
Gene: ARHGEF38
Product: Rho guanine nucleotide exchange factor 38
Exons: 15
Coding region: 239-2572 (777 amino acids)
Cellular component (GO): cytoplasm
Molecular function (GO): protein binding; guanyl-nucleotide exchange factor activity
Source: RefSeq, a predicted model, not a curated record